AUGCCUACCGUCGACACGAACAUCGAGGCCCUGCGCACCAACAGCGCCACAAGCUCACCUGUCACGCCCGUCUCGCCGGUCAACUCGGGGGGCUCAUCAGAAUCACUGCGUGAGGUAUGCGCGGUAUACAAAAUGCAGGCAACAAGGCUCAGCUCCGGUAAAGAGCUGCCAGCUGUGUAUAUCAAGUUCGAACGAAAGCCGAAGAUGGUCAUGCCGGAACCGCCGAACGAGUAA
Messenger RNA from Coniosporium apollinis CBS 100218, 234 nucleotides. RefSeq lists its product as uncharacterized. Lineage: Eukaryota; Fungi; Ascomycota; Dothideomycetes. The coding region runs from base 1 to 234 and encodes 77 amino acids. The record is from RefSeq and is a predicted model, not a curated record. The transcript is spliced from 2 exons.